Molecule: messenger RNA, 7752 nt
Organism: Epinephelus fuscoguttatus (brown-marbled grouper)
Lineage: Eukaryota; Metazoa; Chordata; Actinopteri; Perciformes; Serranidae
Gene: stab2
Product: stabilin 2
Exons: 68
Coding region: 1-7476 (2491 amino acids)
Biological process (GO): cell adhesion
Molecular function (GO): calcium ion binding; hyaluronic acid binding
Source: RefSeq, a predicted model, not a curated record
AUGGAGUGCUGUCGGAGUUUGAAGCUGCUGUUUGUCCCUCUGAUGAUGAUGAUGAUGAUGAUGAAGAUGAGCUCAGCUGCGUCUCCUCAGAACUUCUGCUCCAACUCAACGGUGCUGAGGACUCGGACGGCGUGUCACUCAUGCAGCAUCAGCAUGUUGAUGCCGUGUCCGUCAGGAUACAAACAGACGCCACGAUCCACCGCUCAGGACUGCAAGUACCACAUCAGGACUCCCAGUCUGAAGCUGCUCAUCAGCGGCUGCUCCUUCGAGUGUUACCGGGACGAGGAGGUGAAGACCUGCUGUCCUGGUUUCUGGGGUCCGGACUGUAACGAGUGUCCUGACAGUGCUGACAGACCCUGCAGCGACCGAGGAGUCUGCUCUGACGGACUGGGAGGGAAUGGAACCUGCAGCUGUCAGGUGGGUUUUGCAGGAACUGCAUGUGAGGAUUGUGCACCUGGUCGAUACGGAACCACCUGCGGCUCAGUGUGCUCAUGUGUCCACGGUCUGUGUGACUCUGGUUUGAAAGGUGAUGGUAGAUGCACCUGUUUUUCUGGAUAUAAAGGUCCAAACUGUGAUCAAGAGUUACCUGAGUGUGCCGCCCUCAGCUGUCAGCAGAACGCUCGCUGUAUGGAAGAAGCUCUGACGGGACAGCUGGUGUGUCAGUGUCUCCCUGGUUACCAGAAGUCAGGAGCUCAGUGUUUAUCAAUAAACCCGUGUGUCCAGCGGGUCUGUCAUGUCUACGCCUCCUGUGUCCAUACUGGUCCUAACCAGCACGUCUGUACCUGUAAUGAAGGAUACAGCGGGGAUGGACGAGUCUGCAUGGCCAUCGAUCCAUGCCAGAGCAAACAGGGAGGCUGCUCCGCCGAGUCGGCACGCUGCAUCUACGACGGACCAGGGAACUCUCAUUGUGAGUGUCUCCCUGGUUUUGAUCACCUGUCGAACGGCGGCUGCAGCCUGAAGGAUUCCUGCACACCUGCUUCCUGUCAUGAGAACGCCAACUGCACCACGGUGGGACCAGGACAAGUCGACUGCACCUGUCUCCAGGGUUACCUUGGUAACGGUAAGGUCUGUUACGGGGACAUCAUGGAGCGUCUGAACAGUCUGAACACGAAGCCUGGAGGACAGUGGAGCGGUCAGCUGAGCAACGCCAUCACUCUGUUCGGUUCUGUUUCGUGGUCUCUGCAGAAUCUGGGUCCUUUCACAGUUUUUGUCCCGAUCAACAAAGGCUUCAGAGGAACCUCCGUGAGGACUCUGACAGCCGACUCGUCCAAAGCUAAGUACCUGUGUAAGUUACACCUGGUUGCCGGGGUGAUGCCCUUUGACACUCUGAAGAAAACCGAUGUCUUCUACACUUUGACUGGAAAAUCAGUACAGACUGACACAUCGGAGGGGGACUCUCAGACAAAGAUCCGCAUCCACGGCAGCAAGAAGAGAGGUGUGAUUGUCCAGGCCGAUUUCCUGGCAUCCAAUGGGAUGAUCCAUAUCAUCAAUAAGGUGAUGGACAGUGUGCCGCCCACCGUGGAGAGCGAUCCCCAGGAGAACCUGAAGAAGAUCAUCUCUGACUACGGAAAGUUCGACAAGUACAAGUCGUUAUUAGAGAAAGCCGGCCUGGCAUCCGUCCUGGACCGACCUGGUCCGAUGACUGUCUUUGCUCCCAGCACUUCAGCCUUUGACUUGAUGCCUGAAGGUCACCUGCAGCACCUGAGCAGCGCUGAGGGUCACUACAAACUGGUGGAGCUGCUGAGGAACCACAUCGUCUCCUCCACCACGCUGGAGGUCUUUAACGCUGUGUCCAACCCCACUAUCACCACGAUGGCCAAUCAGAUCCUGAGGAUUAAAGUGACAGAAAAUGGUCAGAUUUUGGUGAACGGGGCGGCGGUGUUGGAGGCAGCAGUGGAAGCUAAAAACGGCCGCCUGUAUCUGCUGGAUGGAGUUCUGACUCCACCCUCCAUUGAACCCGUGCUGCCCCACAGAUGUGACAUCACCGAGAACAAGAUCGUCAAGGGAGAAUGUGUGAGCUGCUCUAAAGUCAAACUGUCUCAGUGCUCGUCAGGAGGAGUUUAUAUGGGCUCCUCCACCUACGGAUGUGUUUACAUCAUGUCCAUCAGCACACCGACUAUUCGCAUCCCAGCCACAGGUUGCUCGCCGCGCUGCAACACCACCGUCACGACUCCUGCAUGUUGUAAAGGUUUCUACGGUCCAGACUGUAGACCGUGUCCUGGAGGAUACCAGACCCCCUGCUCCGGGCACGGUCAGUGUUCGGAGGGUCUUGCAGGAAAUGGAACGUGUAUCUGUGAUCCGAACUUCGGAGGCUCUCGCUGUCAGUACUGCACCUCCUCCAACAAAUAUGGACCAAACUGUGACAGAACGUGUCCCUGUAUCAAUGGACAGUGUGACAACCGUCCAAACUCAGACGGGCGGUGUAAAGUCGACUCCUGUCAGAUGGGUUUCACCGGUCCAUUCUGUGAACGCAGGACGGCGGCGUGUGGCGUUGUUCAGUUCUGCCAUGCCCAUGCAGACUGUGACUUCAGCCAGCAAACCCCCAGGUGUGUGUGUAAACCUGGUUACCAAGGAGAUGGUAUCACCUGUGUGGAGUCCGACCCCUGUGCCCCACCCCUCCGUGGCGGCUGCAACAUCAACGCUAAGUGUAUAAAGACAGGAGCAGGGACACACACCUGUCAGUGUCUGACCGGGUGGAGGGAGGACGGAGACGACUGUCAGCCAAUCAACAACUGUGACGGAGCAGACAGAGGAGGCUGUCACCCCAACGCCACCUGCAUCUACGUGGGACCUGGACAGAGCGACUGCACCUGUAAAGCUGGAUACAAAGGAAACGGGCGAGACUGUGAAGCUGUGAAUCAGUGUGUGACCGUGAACGGAGGCUGUCACUACCUUGCCAGCUGCCGCCUGCUGUUCUCUCAGUGGACGUGUGUCUGUGAUGAAGGUUACGUUGGAAACGGACGCUCGUGUUACGGUACAGUCGUUCAGGUGCUGAUGGAUCUGCCCGACGCCUCCGAGUUCUUUACGUGGACCACAGACUCGGGUCUGUCCUGGUCUCUGUCGGAUCAGAACGUCACCCUCCUGGUUCCGUCUUCAGUCGCCGUCGGCAAGAUGUCCUCAGAGGACAAAGCCUUCUGGACAAUGAAGGGAAACCUGCCGAGUCUCAUCAGAAACCACGUCAUCCCAGGUAACUAUCCGUUAUCCAGUCUGAGCAGCACUUCCUCUCUGACAUCCCUUCUCAAGACAACACUUCCUGUUUCAACAACCAAUGAGCUCACAGCUGUUGGAGGAGCAACCAUCAUCACAUCCAACGUAGCUGCUACCAAUGGACUGAUCCAUGUCAUUGAUAAGGUUUUGGUUCCUGACAGAAAGCGGAGUGAGGGUCUGCUGGCGACUCUCGGUCUGAGGCCAGAGUUCUCUCUGUUCACGUCGUAUCUCAUCGAUUACAACUUGACGGACGAGAUCGAACAGGCGGACGAGUUCACCGUCUUUGCUCCAACAGACGCUGCUGUCACUGAUUACCUCAACAAAAUGGCUGCCACUGCCCUGGAUGUGAAUACGACUCGUUACCAUGUGGUGGCGUCGGAACGUCUGCUGAAGACCGACCUUCAGUCUGGAGGGUACAAACAGACGCUGCUCGGAUUCUCCUUCCAGCUCAGCAUCUUCCCCCGAGACGGAAAGCUGUUUGUGAACGAGGCUCAGAUAAACUCCUCCAACAUCCUGAGUGGUAAAGGAGUGAUCCACGGCCUGUCGGCUGUCCUGAACAUCAACAGGAACCGCUGUGAUGACGCCACGUACAACAAAGUCCUGGGAACUUGUGUCGACUGUUUGUUCCCGCAGGGUAAAAUCUGUCCCAACGACACCGUCCCAGAUAAAUCAGUGAGGAGCAGGAAGUGUAUGUUCACUCGGAUGUUUGAAGAGGAGCGGCUGCUGUCCAUCGGCUGCAGAGCCACCUGCCUCCAGAAGAACAUCGUGCGGAGGUGCUGCAGAGGGUUUUUCGGGGAGCACUGUGAGCAGUGUCCAGGGCCAAAGGUUCAGCCCUGCUUCGGUAACGGAGCGUGCUCAGACGGGACGAAUGGGACCGGAGUGUGUCAGUGUGAUAGAGGUUUCACUGGGACCGCCUGUGAGACCUGCCAGAGUGGCAAAUAUGGAGUGCACUGUGAUCAGGACUGCGGCUGUAAAAAUGGCCGCUGUAACGAAGGGCUGAAAGGUGACGGGACGUGUGAGUGUGAUGUUGGCUGGAGAGGAGUCCUCUGUGACGAAAAGAUCGAAUCUAAAGCUGAUGAACUGUGUGGAUCAGUCAAAUGUCACACCAGCGCAAAUUGUGUGAUCAGACCGUCCGGUCCUCAGUGUCUCUGCGCCGCUGGAUUUGAAGGAAACGGGACAUUUUGUCAAGCCACAGACCCGUGUGCGGUGGAUAACGGCGGCUGCAGUCUGUAUGCCGUCUGUAAGAGGACUCGACCUGGGCGGAGAGACUGUGUCUGUAACCGUGGUUACUCUGGAGACGGACUUGUGUGUGUUGAAAUAAAUCCCUGUCUGGAAGGAAACGGAGGUUGUCACGCCAACGCAGAAUGUGUUCACGUCGGACCAAACAAAACUUCCUGUGCGUGCAGUGAAGGUUACUCAGGUGACGGACAAACCUGUAAGAUGAUCAACUUGUGUCGAAAGAAAAACGGCGGCUGUCAUCAGUACGCCUUCUGUAACAUGACGGGUCCAAGUGUUCGUACCUGUGCCUGUAACAGAGACUUCAUUGGAGAUGGCGUCACCUGUAAAGGCACUGUGGCAAAGGAGCUCCUGGGGAGGAAGCUGAGAGACUUUUACCACGGUCUGAUGAUAGCGGAGAUUUCUCUGAGAGGUCGUGGCCCAUUCACUGUAUUCCCUCCGAAUGCUGAAGCCUUCGCCACAGACAGAAGAAGAAGCAGCGCAUUGCGAUCGACGAUGAUGGAAAAGGGCAAAGAACAGUUCGGCGCUGUCUUGCGCAGCCAUAUUGUCAUGUGUCACACACUGCUACCUGCCGAUCUGAGCCAACCCAGAAACCUGACAUCUCUGUCUGGGUUUGUCCUGACCACCAGGUCCAUCCAGGGCAGCAUCUUCAUCAACGAUGCUAAUGUGACAUACAGCGAUGACAUCAGCGUUAACGGGAUCUUCCAUGAGAUCGACAAGGUUCUGUUUGCUCCAGACCUGGACAACAAAAGACCACCAGCUGCUCCCAUGAACCUGACGGAUGUGGCAGAAAGUCACGGUUAUCAGACCUUCUACAAACUGCUGGAGAUCUACGCUGAAGGUUUGAUCCAUCUGGACUCAGUGCGGACUCUGCAGGGCUCGCCGCUCUCAUUCACAUGUGGAGGGACAGACAACAUCGGAGAAAUCUUUAUUAAUGACAGCAAGUGUCGGAUCAUUCAGAGACACCUCGUCUUUAAGGGUGGGAUCGCUUACGGGAUCGACUGUCUGCUGACUCCGCCCAGCCUCGGAGGACGCUGUGACCUACAGACAACCUUUGACCUUCAGAUGAGCUGCGGACUGUGCACCACCUCGACCACUCGCUGUCCCAAAGGGUCCAAACAGAAGGAGGUUCAGAAGUGCGACCUUCCCUCCGUGUUCGUCACUAAGAACACCGGCUGUCGCAGCGUCUGCACCGUCAACUUCUGGCAGCCGAAGUGUUGUCCUGGUUACCACGGACGAGACUGUCUGGUCUGUCCCGGUGGAGUCGGCUCUCCCUGCAGUAACCACGGUAAAUGUGACGACGGUCACCUUGGCAACGGUACAUGCACCUGUGACGCAGGUUUUGGGGGCGUGGCCUGUGAGCUGUGCGGUUUCGGAUUCUACGGAGCAUCCUGUAAAGCCUGUAACUGUUCAGAACACGGGUCAUGUGACGACGGACGUAAAGGUACAGGUUCGUGUUUCUGUGAGGCGGGCUGGACCGGAGAGCGCUGUGAGAUGCCACAGGGUGAAGUCUUCGAGUGUUCUCCGCCCUGUUCUCCAAAAGCUGUCUGUCAGGAGAACAACACCUGUGUUUGUCAGCGAUUCUACGAAGGAGACGGACUCACCUGUACAGUGAUGGACGUGUGUUCCACCUGGAAUGGCGGUUGUGCUAAAGGAGCCAAGUGUUCUCAAACAGGAGAGAAGGUGACCUGCACCUGUCCUAAAGGUUACUCCGGAGACGGCUUCACCUGUCAGCCCAUCGACCCGUGUGUCUCCGGGGUCAACGGCGGCUGCCACGAACAUGCCAUCUGCACCAUGACGGCUCCGGGGAAGAAGAAGUGCACCUGUAAGGACAACUACAUCGGAGACGGACUCACCUGUGAGGUCAAACAGCUGCCAAUCAGCCGCUGUCUCCAGAACAACGGACAAUGUCAUCAAGACGCCAAAUGUACCGACCUCCACUUUGAAGACGCGAAGCUGGGCGUGUUUCAUGUCCGUUCGGAUAAAGGUCAGUACAAGAUGAACUUCAGUGCAGCUCAACAGGCCUGUGACACAGAGGGCGCCAGCCUGGCUACGUAUAAUCAGCUGUCCUACGCUCAGCAGGGCGGGCUGAACAUGUGCUCUGCCGGCUGGUUGGACCAGGCCCGGGUGGCGUACCCCACCACGUACUCCAACCCCAACUGUGGCUUUGGACACAUCGGCAUCGUGGACUACGGCGUCCGCAAGACGAGCGAGACCUGGGAUGCCUUCUGCUACCGGAUGAAAGAGGUGAAGUGUGAGUGUAAGCCCGGUUACGUUGGAGAUGGUUUCAGCUGUACAGGAAACCUGCUGCAGGUCCUCAGAUCCACACCGACCUUCUCCAACUUCUUCACACAAAUCCUGAACUGCUCCCAGGUGUCUGAUUCAGGGAAACACUUUCUGAAGCGUCUCAGUAACCUGACGGUCCAGUCAACACUGUUUGUCCCCGACAACACCGGACUGCCUGAAAACCAGACUCUGUCUCUGAGGGAUGUUGAGUUCCACCUGUCGGAGGGUCAGGCUCUUCCUCUCAGCCAGCUGAAGAACGGCAGUCGCAUCAGGACUCGUGUCGGCAGUCUGACCGUCCUCGGAGUCGCUGACCUGCUCAACCCGUUGGCUCUGUCGUCCCGUUAUAUCAGCGGCCGCUUCGUCACCAACUCCGACAUCCUGGCUUCAAACGGCAUCAUCCAUGUUCUCCAGGGACCACUGAAAGCCCCGCCCCCUCGCCAAGAGAUGCACGUGGCUCACAAGGCGGGGGUGGGGGUUGGAGUGGUGCUGCUGAUUGUUCUGGUGGCAGCAGUCAUCUUUGUUGGAUACCAUUUCUACACCCACAGCACCAAACCAUUUCAGUUCCACUACUUCAAGGAGGAUGAAGAGGAGGAAGAAGCUCGGCCUGCAGACAACAGCCGCAGCAUCACUAACCCGGUUUAUGAAGCGACUCCAGAACCUGUUGAGUCCAACACAUCUGAUGUCACAGCGGAGGACAAACAUGAAGUGGUGAACAGCGGAUCGUACGACCUGCUGUCAGAGAGCUGAGUGGGAAACUGUUGGGGAUCAGGUCCUCACACCUGUCGUAUACCUCUGUGAUCUCAAAGUCCUCCAACCAGCUUCAAACUGUUUCAUCUCAGACUGUCGCACCAGGUUUUAUUUUCUCCUCUGAUAACAGACAGCAGCUGUUCAAUCCCAGACUCUCAAGGUUUGUCUCUCUGAGCACUGAACUGAAUCAUGAUGUGUUCAGGUUCUCAGAGUCAGAGUCAGACUGUGAGGUUUUUAUUCCAGAACAUGAAAGGAGUCAUUCUACUGAAAAUAAAU